Messenger RNA from Daucus carota subsp. sativus, 1344 nucleotides. RefSeq lists its product as uncharacterized. The coding region runs from base 126 to 1016 and encodes 296 amino acids. The transcript has 2 exons. The record is from RefSeq and is a predicted model, not a curated record. NCBI's taxonomy places the organism in Eukaryota, Viridiplantae, Streptophyta, Magnoliopsida, Apiales, Apiaceae. Gene Ontology annotation, cellular component: catalytic step 2 spliceosome; post-spliceosomal complex; Prp19 complex. Gene Ontology annotation, biological process: mRNA 3'-splice site recognition; generation of catalytic spliceosome for second transesterification step.
ACGAGGGGUUGGGUUGCAGCACCAAGCCACCAACUAGCUUAAACUCGCAGAAGCUCUCUGUCUAGGGUUUUGCUGUGCAAUUAGGCAAUUACACACACAGACACACAUCAAUCAGAUUCAUUCCAAUGGCGCGUAACGAAGAGAAAGCCCAAUCGAUGCUGAAUCGAUUCAUCACCAUGAAAAACGAGGAGAAGAAGAAGCCCAAAGAGCGCCGCCCAUUCUUAGCCUCCGAGUGCCGCGAUUUGUCCGAAGCCGACAAGUGGAGGCAGCAAAUCAUGCGUGAAAUUGGUCGGAAAGUCACCGAAAUCCAGAACGAGGGUUUAGGUGAGCACCGUCUUCGUGAUCUUAAUGAUGAAAUUAACAAGCUUUUACGCGAGAAAUUGCAUUGGGAACGCAGAAUAAUUGAGCUUGGUGGGCCUAAUUACACUCGGCAUUCUGCAAAAAUGACUGAUUUGGAUGGCAAUAUUGUUGAUGUUCCUAAUCCCAGUGGCCGCGGCCCGGGGUAUAGGUAUUUUGGCGCUGCCAAGAAGUUACCCGGUGUUAAGGAGUUGUUUGACAAGCCUCCUGAGUUGCGCAAGAGGCGGACUCGGUAUGAUAUUUAUAAGAGGAUUGAUGCCAGUUAUUACGGCUAUAGGGAUGAUGAGGAUGGGGUUUUGGAGAAGUUGGAGGUGGGCGCCGAGAAGAGGAUGAGGGCCGACAAGGUUAGGGAGUGGGAGGAGAUGGAAGCGAUUAAGAGGGAGGCAAGACGUGGGGUUAAGAGUGGAGGGGAUGUUGUUAAGGAGUUUUUGAGGGAGGAAGAGGAGGAUGUGGUUGAAGAGGAGAGGAGGGAGAGGGAGAUCAAGGAGAGGGAGAGUGGGGAGAAGGAGUUCAUGGUGCAUGUGCCAUUGCCGGAUGAGAGCGAGAUUGAGAAGAUGAUUGUGGAGAAGAAGAAGUUAGAGCUUUUGAGCAAGUAUGCUAGUGACAAUUUGUUGGAGGAGCAGAGUGAGGCGAAGGCUAUGCUUAAUAUUCAUCGUUAGAUCAUGGUCUGAGCUGGUAUUGAGAAAGAAAAAGAUAAUCCAUUUGGCUCCCUUGCUUUUCUGGAGGAAGAUAAGAAAGAAUUUCCUGGGACAAAACUAUAUGUUGACAUGCCCAAAGCUUCUUUAAAGCUUUUAAUCAAAGACUGGGCGCGGGAGAGCGAACAUUAUUUGUUUUGACCUCAUGGGUUAAUUGUUGGCCAGAUAUGUUGCAUAUUCUCAUGUACUUAACAUGAAACUGAUGAGAGUUUUACUUUUUACUGAUUAAUAACUAUGUUCUAUGUCACAAAGUAAUUAGUUAUUCAUAUUUUAUCUUAAAAUUUUCAAGAUA